ACAGUGAGGCAAAACACGUCAACGUGAGGAGGUCAGACAUAGCCAGUCCUCCCCCCUGAACAGGUCCAGCCCUGGAAAUAAUUUAUUACAAUACAGAAAAAUAAACUAGUUUCCCGUUUUCAGAAGGACGAGACGCUAAAGCUCGUGCUGCGACAUCAACCUUUAGCUUCGGAAAGCGGUUAGCUUCCCGAGCUAACGCCAGCUAGCCGGAGUAGCUGUUACCUGCUGUGGAUUGUACGCAGCUGACCUCGAACAGAGAGCCGCUUGUUCUGUCGUUAGGGGCGGCUCUGCCCCUUCACCCCCGGCCUGACACCCUCAGCUCCCUCCGUUGCUAAGCGGCGCCCUGCGGACGGUCCCCGAAUAUGAUCUACAAUGAGUCAGAGAGAUACUUUAGUUCACCUGUUUGCUGGAGGAUGUGGGGGCACGGUUGGAGCCAUAGUGACGUGUCCGCUGGAAGUGGUAAAGACUCGUCUCCAGUCGUCCUCCAUCACCCUCUAUGUGUCUGAGGUUCAGAUAAAUACCGUCAAUGGGACCAGCGUGGCCCGCAUGUCUCCACCAGGACCCCUGCACUGCCUCAAGUUGAUUCUGAAGAAAGAAGGCGCUCGAUCUCUCUUCAGAGGCCUGGGGCCGAAUUUAGUGGGCGUGGCACCUUCCAGGGCUAUCUACUUCGCCGCUUAUUCCACCGCCAAAGAGAAGCUGAACGGCGUCCUGGAACCGGACUCCACGCAGGUGCACAUGCUGUCGGCUGGGAUGGCAGGUUUCACCGCCAUCACAGCUACAAAUCCAAUAUGGCUCAUAAAGACGCGCCUACAGUUGGAUGCAAGGAACCGAGGGGAGCGAAGGAUGAGCGCGUUGGAUUGCGUCCGUCGUGUUUAUAAAGCGGACGGCCUGCGGGGCUUCUAUAGGGGAAUGUCUGCGUCCUACGCCGGCAUCUCAGAGACUGUGAUCCACUUUGUUAUCUAUGAAAACAUUAAGCGGCGCCUCCUGGUGGCCAAAACGCCACAGAACAUGGAGGAGGAAGAGGAUGCAUCAAAAGACGCUUGGGACUUUUUCGGGAUGAUGCUCGCCGCCGCCACUUCUAAGACUUGUGCCACAUCUAUUGCUUAUCCUCAUGAGGUAAUCCGCACCAGGCUACGAGAGGAGGGCACCAAGUAUUGCUCCUUUUUCCAGACUCUAACCACAGUUCCCAGAGAGGAGGGCUACCGGGCCCUGUACCGCGGCCUCACCACCCACCUGGUACGCCAGAUCCCCAACACCGCCAUCAUGAUGUGCACCUAUGAGCUGGUGGUCUACCUCCUGAACGGUUAAAAGCCUGCCGCCGAUUAGAGAAGAGAAGAACACGGGAUCACCCGCACACCAGUUAGCACCGCUAACAAUCCGCUGGAUGGGAAUGGGAAGAGACGGCGCCUCAGGCUCAUUAGCAAGGCCAAAGGAAUCGGCAGGAGGAAGCUCCUCUUCAUCAUGGAUCAGUUUGCAUUUCCGUUCUGCCCUUUUUUUUCUCUGCUAAUUCAGUUUAGAGUUCAGAAGGAAGAAUCGGGUUUACCUACGAGUCGUUGGGAUCUCCUGUAAAGGCGUCCUAACGAGUCUUUAAUCGCGUUAGCGUAUCCUAACACUGAAACCAUGGAAAAAACCUUUGUUUUUACUACAGUUACUCAUCAGCAUUCAGGAUUAUUUUUAAAUAAAAACACGUGUGGCACAGUUAUUGGUAAUGAUUUACGCAACCCCCCCCC
Cyprinodon tularosa is the source of this 1730-nucleotide messenger RNA. Its product is annotated as solute carrier family 25 member 36-A-like. The coding region runs from base 373 to 1308 and encodes 311 amino acids. Gene Ontology annotation, cellular component: mitochondrion. The transcript has 7 exons. Gene Ontology annotation, molecular function: pyrimidine nucleotide transmembrane transporter activity. NCBI's taxonomy places the organism in Eukaryota, Metazoa, Chordata, Actinopteri, Cyprinodontiformes, Cyprinodontidae. The record is from RefSeq and is a predicted model, not a curated record. Gene Ontology annotation, biological process: pyrimidine nucleotide import into mitochondrion.